Chenopodium quinoa (quinoa) is the source of this 2382-nucleotide messenger RNA. RefSeq names its product light-sensor Protein kinase-like. The coding region runs from base 1 to 2382 and encodes 793 amino acids. Gene Ontology annotation, cellular component: cytoplasm. Gene Ontology annotation, biological process: protein phosphorylation; signal transduction. The transcript is spliced from 3 exons. Gene Ontology annotation, molecular function: protein kinase activity; ATP binding. The record is from RefSeq and is a predicted model, not a curated record. Lineage: Eukaryota; Viridiplantae; Streptophyta; Magnoliopsida; Caryophyllales; Amaranthaceae.
AUGGAGCUAUUCAGGCAAAUAGGGGAAGUUUUAGGAAGCAUGAAGGCCUUAAUGAUAUUGGAAGACGAUGUUCAGAUAAACAGAAGCCAGUGCAGUUUGUUGUUUGACAUGUUUAAUUUAGCCUUUGAAACAUUAUCAGAAGAGAUUAAGCUGAACCUUAGAUUAGAAGAGAAGAACACGAAAUGGAAAGCGUUACAUCAACCUUUAAAGGAGCUUUAUAGAGUAUUUAAAGAAGCAGAAUCGUAUGUGAAACAAUGCAUGGAUUGUUCUAAGGAUUGGUGGGUUAAGGCCCUGCACUUUCAUAACAAUCGAGAUGCUGUUGAAUUUCAUGCGCAUAACUUGCUUUGCUACUUUGCAAUUGUUGUUGAGGCGAUUGAAACAGCAGGGGAAAUAUCAGGGCUCGACUUAGAUGAGAUGAAGAAGAAGAGGAUCAUGUUGUCUAAUAAGUAUGAUAUGACAUGGAAUGAUCCAAAACUUUUCCUUUGGAAAUAUGGGAAACAAUAUCUAAUUUCCCAAGAUAUUUUGCACAGGAUGUGUAAUGUUUGGAAAGAGGAUCAGUGGCUUUUGCUCGAAAUGAUUAAGGAGAAGAAGGUUUCACCUUCUUUCACUAUGAGUAAACAAGAUCAACGGCUCAGUGACUUGCUUAUGAAGAAGAUGAAUGGGGAACAAUCGCUCUUUCAUAGCUCUAUUUUAACUGGAGCAAAGGAUUAUCAUGUGAGAAGGCGCAUAUGUGUAGGAAUGCAGAUUAAAGAGAUACAUUGGUUAGGGGAGAGUUUUAUUCUGAGACACUUUUUUGGGGAGCCUUCCAAAAUAAAUUCAGAGAUUUCUUUUCUGCUCUCUCUUUCCCACCCCAAUGUAGUCCAGUAUCUUUGUGGAUUCCACGACGAGGAAAAAAAGGAGUAUUUCCUUGUGAUGGAGGUGAUGAGCAAGGAUCUUAAAAGCCAUAUAAAAGAGGUUUCUAGUUCAAAAAGGCGGAUGCCUUUUUCUUUCCCAGCUGCAGUUGAUAUCAUGCUUCAGAUUGCGAGAGGCAUGGAAUACCUACACUCUAAGAAGAUUUAUCAUGGAGAUCUGAACCCUUCAAAUGUUGUUAUCAAGCCUAGAAAUUCAUCUUCGGAUGGUUACUUUCAUGCAAAAAUCUCUGGUGUUGGUUUGAAGGAUGUUAAAACUGUGCCUGCUAGAGUCCCCCCACCAAACCAAAAUGAAGUUUUUACUUUUAUUUGGCAUGCCCCUGAGGUACUGACUGAACAAGAAAGGCCAGGGAGUAGUGGCAAAUACAAGUACUCUGAGAAAGCCGAUGUUUAUAGCUUUGGGAUGCUUUGUUUUGAGCUUUUGACAGGGAAAGUUCCUUUCGAAGAUGGCCACCUUCAAGGAGAUAAGAUGAGUAGAAAUAUAAAGGCAGGAGAACGGCCUUUAUUCCCAUUUGCUUUGCCUAAGUAUCUUGCAAAUUUGACCAGAAGGUGCUGGCAAACAGAUCCAAAUCUGAGACCAGGUUUCUUAUCAAUUUGUAGGAUACUACGUUAUGUCAAGAAGUUGAUUGUGAUGAACCCUCAUCUAGCAGAACCUGAGAUUCCAUCAAUAGUUCAAGUAGAUUUUUGUGAUAUAGAAGCCGGGUUCAUGAAGAAGUUCCCAUCCGAGGCUAGUGCUGCAGUAACUCCUGUUUCACUGAUUCCAUUUCAGUUGUUUUCUUACAGAAUAGCAGAGAAAGAGAAGCUCAAUGGGAUCAGUAGAGACAAGAGCUGGGAUUCACAUAGUGAGGUGGUUAUUGGAUCUCCUAUGGAUGAGAUUGACAAUGUAUUAGAAGACUCAUUAUCACCAGCCCACGACACGCAGUCAUUGUGCUUAGAGAUUCCUGAGAAGAGACUCUCAGUUCUAAGGAGGGUCAAUGGCAUAACCACAGACGACCAGUUCUUGAAAACACAUGAUAAAAGGUCCGUGUCUGUGGAAACCCCGGAUUUGAAAGUUUCACGUUUAAGGAAAGCAAACAGCUUAGCAGCAGGUCGCUCAUCUUUAGUUGCACAACAUGCAAGGUCAGUCUGCACAAAUAUUCCUGCAAAGAAACGGCCUUCUCCUUUGAAAAGUGAAACAAGACCGGCAUGUACUGAGAGCUCGGAAAAGAAAGUCCCAGAUAAGAAGGUUCCAUUUCUGAGAAAAACUAGUGUCAGAACGACCAAAGAUCCAGAGUUUUACACUGAACCAAAUGCAUGUUCUGCAGGGAAAGCAAAGGGUAAAGUGAAUGUGAAUGGACCUUCAUCUCUAAGUUCGCGUGGUCAUAAUGCAAGGAUUUCUGCAGACAAGCACUACCAAUCACAACCUCUACCACAGAAGCCGAAUAGGAGUAAACACAAACAAGCUGGUUAUUCACCUGGUCACUCAAGUUUUUAG